AUGGAGGCCCGUCGACCUACAGCAUCGGGGCAUCAACUCUACUGUUACUUCUGUCGCAAAUGCGGAACGCGUCUCAUCCACUCAACUCCUGGAGGCUGCCUCGACGGACUGGACUGGAAACGUGCGGUGCACAUCUGGACCAAGACGGCGAUGGUUCCUAUUCCCGAAGGUUCUGAAACCCAUUCGGAGGAAUCAGGAUAUACGGACUACGGGUCGACCCAGGAGGAGCUGGACCAGCCUGGGGAUCUGGUGGGAAGCGCCGGAUGCAACAUACCUCCCAGCGAAAAGAUUGGAUCGAGUUCUAUCGAGGUCAAUGGUGAUGAAAACUGA
Fusarium graminearum PH-1 is the source of this 330-nucleotide messenger RNA. RefSeq lists its product as uncharacterized. Lineage: Eukaryota; Fungi; Ascomycota; Sordariomycetes; Hypocreales; Nectriaceae. The record is from RefSeq and is a predicted model, not a curated record. The transcript is spliced from 4 exons. The coding region runs from base 1 to 330 and encodes 109 amino acids.